Prorocentrum cordatum is the source of this 459-nucleotide messenger RNA. The record is from the annotation of a GenBank genome assembly. Lineage: Eukaryota; Dinophyceae; Prorocentrales; Prorocentraceae.
AUGAAUAAGAUGCGCACCAAGCUCGCGGGGCGGAUCGGACAGCUCGCGAACAUCAUCAGGAGAAGCCUGACGAACAGCAGGAUGAACAUGGACGCCACCGCCCAGUUCUCGCAGAAGUACCUCAGCAGCGCCGAAUCCAUCAAGAUGGGAGACACGGGCCCCUCUGUUGAAGAGGCGGCACCUCCGGUAGUGCCAAAGGACGCGCAGAUCGUCGCUGACCCCCUCCAGGCGCAGCAGCACGUGGCAGUUUACGCCGAGGGCACGGUCCAACAACAGACCAAGGGUCGGAAGCCCCAUCUUCAUACCACGGGUCACGUCCACGCCGACGCCGACCACCAAGACCGCCAUCUUCACUUGGAUAUGUGGGAGGUCCAGCGUGACCCUCGUCAUCAUCACCGUCAUCAUUAUCGUCGGGCUUGCCGCCCUCGGCACUUCCAACCUUAUGCGGCGGCACCGUGA